Molecule: messenger RNA, 6286 nt
Organism: Syngnathoides biaculeatus (alligator pipefish)
Lineage: Eukaryota; Metazoa; Chordata; Actinopteri; Syngnathiformes; Syngnathidae
Product: gastrula zinc finger protein XlCGF17.1-like
Exons: 4
Coding region: 1778-2842 (354 amino acids)
Biological process (GO): regulation of cytokine production; regulation of immune system process; negative regulation of transcription by RNA polymerase II
Cellular component (GO): nucleus
Molecular function (GO): DNA-binding transcription activator activity, RNA polymerase II-specific; RNA polymerase II cis-regulatory region sequence-specific DNA binding
Source: RefSeq, a predicted model, not a curated record
GACAAGGACCACCAGUUGACGAUGUUAACAAAACUACAGGUAUAUCACAGCACUCAGCCUAUUUGAGUCUGUUUGCUUUUGUCACACAGACAUGGCGUGAACGAUUUGAAGCCACCAAUAUUUCUAUCGUAAAGAUAUGACAACAUACCUUCUUCAGGAUAAGCUACUGGCGCAGUUUUCUGCCGCCCUCGGCCGACGAGCCCGGCCUCUGGUUGUUCUGAAACCUCUGAUGCUGGCUCUCGAACAAGAAUCUUGCAAGGGCAAUGAGGAUUACAAGUUGCACGUUUGCCACGGAGGUUUUCACGUCCCCUGAUACAUGUGAUGGUUGUCUAAUUUGAACCAUUUUCAAAUUAUUUUCCAUGGGGCUGCACAUUCAGCAGAAAGAAGUAUCAAGGAGCUUUGUUGGCCUACUCUCUCUCUUCCAAAUUUGUCCAUUUGGCUCUGCCACAUUGGAACUCAAGACGAUUCCACAUUUGAAAUGCCUAUUCAGCAUCUGGACUCUAGCUCAUCCACAUUUGAGGUUUUAGCCCUUUGAAAUUUGAUAAUAAUGUGGUGUUUACGUAAUUCACCCGCGAUACCACGAGUUAGGGUGCGGGGUUCCCCACGGACUGUUUUUGUUGUUGCUCUUCCGGAGUGAGAGUUCACAGAGUUCCCGCCGUUAUGCGAGUAGUGUUUUGAUGUCUGCCAAAAAACAAGUUUUGUUCCUGUGUCCGACACUCCGCCUCCGACUCCUUUUCUCCAGCGUUACAAUACCACAUUUCACGUUGCAUACCCCAGGUGCAGCAGUCUCCUGGCCACGUGCUCUGCCUCGUGAUCGAUGCUCUCUAUUGUUUUACCAAUACCAUUAUUAGCCCAUAUUCCCAACUGGUCAUAACCUUUAUGGUAUUUGAGAUAUUGAGAUCAUGAAGUAAUAUUUCAGAGGGUUUUCAAAGCUCUUUCCAAUAAUGGGAGAGUUGUUUUCAAUUCCACCCAUCCAUUUUCUUUGCCACUUAUCCACACGAGGGUCACGGGAGUGCUGGAGCCUAUCUCAGCUGUCAACCGGCAGGAGUCAGUGCACACCCUGAACUGGAUGUGGGAGGAAACCGGAGUGCCCGGAGGAAACCCACGCAGCCACUGGGAGAACAUGCAAACUCCACACAGAGAGGGGCCGGGAUUGAACCCAGGUCCUUAGAACUGUGAGGCCAACGUUUUGCCGCUGAGCCGUGCGGCCUUUUUUUUCCAAUUCCAUUAAUUUGAUUUUUUUUUUUUUUAAUGAUCAAGAAAAUUUUACUCCCGGAUAAAGCCAACAGAAUUUAGUUGUUGGCGUGUGCACUUAAGUGUCAGUUUUGUCAAACCUUGCUCGUUGGUGGUGGAAAGCUGAAGACUUUACUUCAGCCUUGACUUCUGCUCAGGGAACUGUUGAUCGCAAACGCGUCUGUCAACAAGCGAGGCGAAGAAAAGCUGAGAAGCUUCAACGAGACGACUCCAACCGGACACGAAGAUAACACGAGUGACGUUGUAAUCCACUAAAGUAGUGAUCACGGGCGUCCCGCGACCAGGAUUUACAACAUUUGGUCCACAUUCAGGAAAAUUUACACAAGCCAAUCGACCCUCGCGCCGCAUGGUGAAAAGGAAUAGCGUAUUACCCAGGAUCCCUUGGGCCAGAAAUAUUUAAACCGACAGACCACCGACUCGAGCAGUUACAUGUGGCUGACGAAGCUGACCUCACAUGCAUUUUUGUAACACAUACAUACAAUACAUACGGUAACCCGCACUCAGCCCUGUGAGAUCAAGAUUCAUGCGUAAAUGUUGGAUGGUUGUCACUGUUGCUAAACGGACCAAACGUGAACUUGAAUCAGCCGCUAAACCUGGACAAGGUGCAACAGGCUCAGAAGCCCCUCCACAGGAAGUACCAAAACUGAGAAGAGUUUUUGUUAGAAGACAAGUUGUGGAGAGAGGAAAUUGGUGUAAACGCCAUGUGAAAAUGUGUACAAGUAGCACAGGAGACUACGAGGAGGAACUUUGGGGCCCAAAAGAGGAGAAGAAGCCACAACGUGAACUACUGGGCGCUGUGUUCAAUCUGCAGCCUCAAAUUGUGCUCCUCAGAUCAGACAUCACUGAAAAUCUUCGGACUGAGUGGCAGGAGCCAGAGCCCUCUCACAUUAAAGAGGAAAUGGAGGACGAGGAGGCGCAACACAUCAAAGAGGAAGAAGAGCCAAUUUCGAUUAAAAAUGAGGAUGAAACAGAGCGAUCCCACAUCAAACAGGAGGAGGAGGAUGUCACUAAGUUUCCAUCGACUUAUGUCCCUUUGAAGAGUGAAGAUGGUCAAAGUGAGGAGAGCAGAGGGGCAGAGCCUCCAAGUAGCUGCUCAAGUCAACCCAUGACAAAAAGUGAUGGACACCACGACGAAGGAUCACAUCUAGACGGUCUCAUAGUGUCACUAUCUGAACAUGGUGACAUGUUAUCAGACUCUCCUGACCUUGAUGUUAAUGGACAGUGUAAAGGUGAUUUGACAUGUCACACAGAAAACAAACACUGGAAAUGUUCUCACUGUGGGAAAAUGUUUGCUCAUAAGAGCAAAAUGAAAUGUAACCUGAAAAUACACACAGGACUGAAAGAUUUUACCUGUUUAGUUUGUGGUCAAAGAUUCACUCAUAAGGCAAACUUAAAAUCACACACAAGAACACGCACUGGUGAGAAACCUUUUUCCUGCUCAGUUUGUAGCCAAAGAUUCACUCAUAAGGCAAACUUAACAUCACACACAAGCACACACUCUGGUGAGAAACGUUUUUCCUGUUCAAUUUGUGGUCAAAGGUUCUCUCGGAAUGUACACUUAAAAUAUCACACAAAUAGACACUGGUGAGAAACCAUUUUCCUGCUCAGUUUGUGGUCACAGAUUCUCUGGAAAGCAAAGCUUAAAAAUACACACAAAAACCCACAGUGGCGAGAAGCCUUUUUCCUGUGCAGUUUGUGGUCAAAGAUUCUCUCUGAAGGGAACCUUAAAAAUACACGCAAGAACGCAUACUGGUGAAAAACCUAUUUUUCUGCUCAGUUUGCGGUUAAAACCUCUCAUGGAAGGGAACUUUAAAAAUACACACUGGCGAGAAAUGCAGUUUGUGGUCAAAGAUUAUCUGACAACAGAAACUUUAAAACGCACACAAGAACCCACACUGGUGAGAAGCCUUUUUCAUGCUCAAUUUGUGGCCAAAGAUUCUCCGACAAGAGAUACUUAAAAAGACACACAACAACACACUGGUGAGAAGCAUUUCCCUGUGCAGUUUGUGGUAAAAGUUUCCUCAGAAAAGUGAUUUGAAAAUACACACAAGAACCCAUACUGGUGAGAAAUUUUGCUGUUCAGUUUGUGGCAAAAGAUUCUUUAGUAAUUAUCAGGCUCAGAAACACAAAUGUACUGGUCAAAAUAGCAGGGACGAAGAAGCAUUUAAUGCAUUCUAUGUACCGUUUUUGUUUUUUUACUGAAAAGUUUUAAUUUUUUCAAUGAGGGGAUUCCACCUGACAACUACAAUAUAUGUGAAAUUAUAAUUACUGCCACUUUAUAGGAUAGUACAUAGGGUUUCCCAUACCAGCUAAGCCAGUGCAUUUUAAUUUUCAAUUUCGGUAAUGAAAAGGGGGUGUUUGAAAGGGAAUUAAUUGUUUCCCAAUUGUUUGAAAAUGUACUGAUAUCAUAAGGUGCGGGGGAAGAAAAUGUAUUUAUUUGUGAAAUAUGGGCCAUGAAGAUCCAUACUUCCUUUGACCAAUUUAUGCAUUUUGUCCUUUUAAAAUAAUCCGAUCAAAAAUCUUGGGACUUUUGGUGAAAAUGGUGUAUAUGUGAUAGUUCAUAAAAUACAUCUUAUAACAAAGAGGUUGGCUCAAUUUGUUUAUCAAAUCCUCUUACCCCAUUAAAAAUGUAUUGAAAUGUCUUUUAUCCAUUGGAAAACCUCCCAAAAGAAAUGCUCACACCUUAACAGAAAACAUGGCCCAAGCGAUGAGGCCGACGUGGAAAAACUUCAAAGCUAGAGAACUGUGGAGGAUCACAACCAGAUAGCGACGAUCAAAUACUGUAGUGACAAGAUUCUCCUCACACUAAUGAUCUGGAUCUGAAAUCCAGAUGGGAGAUGACCUGUCACACUGACAAACGAUGGAAAUGUUCUCAGUGUGGGAAAACUGUCCUUCUCAGUUUUUGGUCAAAUAUUCUUUAUGAAGAAGCUUUGAAGAAAUCUAAGUUUAACAAAAAAAAAAAAUCAUGAGUAUUGUACAAAUUUACCCCCAAAAAUGUUAUUACCUACUCUGUUUAUGUUUGUUGUCUUUUCUAAAAAAACCUGUGGACAAAUGUUAGAAAUAAUGAAUGUCUAGUUUUCCAAUCAUGCAGUGAUGUCCUUGUCAAAUUAAUGAAUGAUUCUUUGAAGUCGGAAAGAGUCCUUGAGUUUUCAUGGCAAACUAAAGUGUAUAUGUAAUUUUAAAAAAAAUCCUUCUUCAGUGAGUACAACUUGCUUGUAUGUCACAUUCUUUUUCCCUCUUGAAAAUUAAAAUGCCUUUAAAGUGGCACUAAGGCAGGCCCAAAAAAUGGAAUGUAAAUCCACAACACACCACAAAAACAUGUCGGGUUAACAAGCUUGCCACAUUUGAAUGAAUAAAACUAAAUCACAGAUUUCAAAACUAGAAUUACCUGGGCCCCCUCUCAGCUUUCAGGCUAUGGAUGUGUCAAACAGGUGUUUCUAAAAGGAAUUAAUUAUACUAACGGAGCAAUAACUAAGAUAACGUAAAAUCACGUUCGGAGGCUCAAUUUCCAAAAUUAAUGGUGAUUGUGAACUAUAAUCAUACAAAUAAAAAACACGUCAACCUACCCUCGCUGUUGAUAACACACAGUGAAGAAAAUAAGUAUUUGAACACCCUGCCAUAUUGCAAGUUCUCCCACUUAGAAAUCAUGGAAGCAUCUGCAAUUUUCAUCGCAGGUGGAAGUCCACUGUGAGAGAGAGGUAAUCUAAAAAGAAAAAUCACAAUGUAUGAUGUUUUUUUAACGAUUUGUGUGAUACAGCUCCAAACAAGUAUUUUAACACCUGAGAAAACCAAUGUUAAUAUUUGGUACAGUAGCCUAUGUUUGCAAUUACAGAGGUCGAACUUUUCCUGUACUUGUUCACCAGGUUUCCACACUCUGAAGGAGGGAUUUUGGCCCACUCCUCCACACAGAUCUCUAGAUCAGACUGGUUUCUGGGCCGUUGCUGGUUGGUUUUCCUGGCUUUGUGCUUUGGGUCAUUGUCAUGUUGAAAGACCUAGACACGAUUCCAUCUUGAAUACUCUGACUGAGGAAAAGAGGUUGAUCCCCUAAAUCUCACAAUACAUGGCCACGGUCAUCCUCUCCUUAAUACAGUGCAGUCGUCCUGUCCCAUGUGCAGAAAAACACCCCCAUACCCUGAUGCUACCACCCCCAUGCUUCACAGCAGGGAUGGUGUUUUUGGGAUGGAACUAGCCAUUUGUCUUCUUCCAAACAUGGUAAGUGGAAUUAUGACCAAAAAGUUCCAUUUUGGUCUCAUCUGACCACAAAACAUUCUGCCGGGACUCUUCUGUAUUGUUCAAAUGGUCAAUGGCAAAUUUAAGAUGGGCUUUAACGUGCUGGUUUAAGCAGGGGAACCUUCCGUGCCAUGCAUGAUUUCAAACCAUGACGUCUUAGUGCAUUACCAACAAUCACCUUGGAAACGGUGGUCCCAGCUCUUUUGUGGUCAUUGACCAAGUCCUGUUGUUUAGUCCUGGGCUGAUUCCUCACCUUCCGAAGGAUCAUUCAGACCCCAUGAGGUGAUAUUUUGCAUGGGGCUACUCUCUGAGAUUGACUAUCAUGUUUAGCUUCUUCCUUUUUCUAAUGAUUGUUCCAACAGUGGACCUUUUUUAACCGAGCUGCUUGGCAAUUUCUCCGUAGAUCUUUCCAGCCAUGUGGAGAAGUAUAAUUUUGUCUCUGGUGUCUUUGGACAGAUCCUUGGUCUUGGCCAUGUUACAAGUUUGAGUCUUACUGAUUAUAUGGGGUAGACAGGUGUCUUUAUGCAGCUACCGACCCCACACCAGUGCAUCUGAUUCAGGAUAAUACAUGGAGUUGUCGCUUUUAAAGGCGGACUAACAGAUCUUUCAGGGUCAAAAUUAUAGCUGAUGGACAGGUUUUCAAAUACUUAUUUGCAGCUGUUAUCACACAAAUAAAUCGUUGAAAAAAAUCAUACAUUGAUUUCCGGAUUUUUUAGAUUAUCUCUCUCACAGUGGACAUGCACCUCCGAUGAAAAUUUCAGACCCCUCCAUGAUUUAUUUCUAAGUGGGAGAAUUUGCAAUA